Molecule: messenger RNA, 804 nt
Organism: Colletotrichum paranaense
Lineage: Eukaryota; Fungi; Ascomycota; Sordariomycetes; Glomerellales; Glomerellaceae
Product: arylesterase
Exons: 1
Coding region: 1-804 (267 amino acids)
Source: RefSeq, a predicted model, not a curated record
AUGGAUUUUUUUAAGCCUCCCAUCGUGCUCAUCCACGGCUUGUGGAUGACACCUCUUUCAUGGGAGUACUGGAUACCAUAUUUCCAGAAAGAAGGAUUCGAGGUCCACGCCCCGGGUUGGCCGGGGGUGGACGGCCGAACGCAUGAAGAGAUCCGUGCGGACCCGAAGCCGAUAUCCCUUCAUCGAAUCGAAGACAUUGUAGACCAUUACGAGACAUACAUCAGGAAGCUUGCAGAACCCCCUAUCAUCAUUGGUCAUUCUUUCGGCGGCCUGUUCGCCCAAAUACUAUUAUCGCGAGGACUUGGCGCACUUGGAAUCGCUGUGUGCCCUGCGCAACCAGCGGGAAUCAUUUACAUUUCGCCAAGCACAAUAAGAACGGCGAUGCCCAUCUUCACUCACCCACUGCAUUCGGAUGCGACAGUACCGAUCUCCGAGAGUCACUUCCACUACUGCUUCGGCAACCUCGUUGCCGCUGAGGAGAGCAAGAAACUAUGGGAGCGGUAUUGCAUACCUGCAGAUUCCCGGGUCUUAUGGCAACUAGCAACCAAUGUGACAGCUGGAGAAGCGGCGCCUCACUACGUCCAGUUUGACAAACCGGAUAGAGCACCUUUAUUACUCAUAGGAGCCUCGAAAGAUCAUAUUGUGACAGCAAGAACCGUUAGGAAGGAGUUCAAGGCAUAUAGGGGACGUGCGCCAGUGAAAUACAAGGAGUUCGGAGGCAUGAGCCAUGGCCUUAUCUUCCAAGAAGGAUGGGAAACGGUUGCGAAUUAUGUGUUGGAGUAUAUUAACAAGCAUAUCCAUUGA